Molecule: messenger RNA, 4607 nt
Organism: Hippocampus comes (tiger tail seahorse)
Lineage: Eukaryota; Metazoa; Chordata; Actinopteri; Syngnathiformes; Syngnathidae
Product: DENN domain-containing protein 2A
Exons: 21
Coding region: 375-3752 (1125 amino acids)
Biological process (GO): retrograde transport, endosome to Golgi
Cellular component (GO): actin cytoskeleton
Source: RefSeq, a predicted model, not a curated record
GUGGCCUGAGAAACGUAGCACUGGGAAAACUUUUGAGGAGCAGUGAGAGAGGGGAAGAGAUAGGGAGAGAGAGGGAGGCAUCACCACCGAGAGAAAUAGGAGACAAAGUGGAAGGAAAAUGAAAAAAGCUGUCAACAACUGAGGCCGCACUCCGGUCGGACGGACGGAGGGAUUUUCCUUACUGUUUGUGUCUUUUUCAUCAACCCCCGGCGGGACAGGCUUUUGGAAUGCCUGCCGAGAGACGCCGGGGACAGCGGCAGACGGAGUGAGGAGAGCCAUGCAAGACUUGGAUGAUGCCUUCUGCCGGGUCAGCUCACGCAAAAUGAGGGACUACCACGGGAGCGCUUCAUCGGGGCUCGGCCAGCUUGGAAAGGAUGCCAGCUGCUAGCACGAUGACUGGUGGGAGGGCGCUGCUGCUCUGUACAAACACUGACAACUGUAUCUACCGAUCAGUCAACGGACUCCAGUGCUGCGGCUUGAAAAUUGGGGAGACUCCGUCGUCUGUGGUGCCGCGGCGCCAAGAGCUGUGCGGGCUACCAGGGGACAGACACAAGAGGGACACCGCUGUGCCCCCCAUUCGUCCCGUCUCUCCACCAAUCAGCCCGCGGGACUCUCCCGGUCCCCCCGACAGCAUGCUGACUCACAGGAGAGCCGCCAGCGCCAGCGAACCAACGACUCCCAACGUGGAGAACGGACAGUGCGGAAAGCUGAAUAAGGGCCAAGCAGGAGUCAAGGCGGCAAGUAUCCGCGAUAAAAUCUCCCAGUGGGAGGGCAAAAAGGAGAGCGGCCAAGCGAUUUCUAUGGACGCUUGUCCGCUCGGCACAACGCAGAAGGAAAUUGAAUCGGUCAGAAAAAAGGACUCGAAACCUCCGCAGGUCCAGCGGACGAACAGCAAGAGGUUUGUAAGCUGGGAGAGGCAAGACUCAGGAAAGGAAAAUGUCGGAAAACUCGGGGAUGUCAGGACUAAAUCUCCGGAAGGCCCAACGAACAAGGCCAAAGAAGUCAUUCUCGAGCGAGGACUGCGGGCUACUAAGGCAACGGAGCAACCCCAAGACAAGAAAACUGUUUUAACUCACGUUAAGAAACUGGAAAAGGCGACCAAAGAAGUUCAGAGUGGAACGUCACUGGCGUUUCCGGGGAAUUACUUCUGCCCACCGUCAAAAGAGGAGCUGGACGAAACAGAAAAGCGUGUUAACGAACCCAUUUUUGGGACUUUUGACGUGUCUAGGCCUGUUGGCUCGAGGUGGAGGAGAGAGGGGGAUCCAGAGAACGUAUACAGCGAGCCAGGCGCUCCGUCUAUUAACCCUUUGCCAAAACCUCAGAGAACCUUCCAGCACCACACGCCGCCUUCUACCCCAAUUUCAGGGCCCGGCUCCUGUAAGGGCAAGAGGACAUUGCCUCCUUUGCCCUCCAUUCCACCUCCGCCACUACCCACCUGCCCGCCUCCCGGAGUUUGCAGGAGACCGUGGACGGACAGAUCACACGACAGCAACAACAGACCCUCCCUCCAAGGAGAAUCCCUACGAAGACAUCGAGCUGGAGAGAAGUUGCCUUGGGAGCAAAUGUGUAUCACCUGCCUCGUCUUCGCCCAUCUGUGCUCCAAGCCUGGCUUCUUCAGACAGAACUCCGAGAGACGGAGUUUCAAACUCUUGGAGUUACGCAAGACCAACAGGGACGCCGGGGUGUCCACACCGUCACGUGCCAGCCCGCCUUCCACGCCCAGCAGCCCGGAUGACACCCCUUGUCUCUCCGGGGACCCAUCUGGAAAUAUUUUUGGGGACGAUUUUAUAACAGGGUAUUUCACAAUCGAGAUGUUUCUGUUUUAUUUUCCUCAAGACCCUCCCUCCAAGGAGAAUCCCUACGAAGACAUCGAGCUGGAGAGAAGUUGCCUUGGGAGCAAAUGUGUAUCACCUGCCUCGUCUUCGCCCAUUCCUGACACCCCCAUUAAGCUGUGCUCCAAGCCUGGCUUCUUCAGACAGAACUCCGAGAGACGGAGUUUCAAACUCUUGGAGUUACGCAAGACCAACAGGGACGCCGGGGUGUCCACACCGUCACGUGCCAGCCCGCCUUCCACGCCCAGCAGCCCGGAUGACACCCCUUGUCUCUCCGGGGACCCGUACAACCGGCGGCGGAGGAAAAUCCCCAAGAUGGUGAUGAAAAUCAAUGGGAUCUUUGAGGCUCGGAGAGGAAAAAAGCGCAUGAAGAAGGUCUCCACCGAGUCUAGCUCAGGGAGAGUGACCGAUGAGAACAGCGAGUCAGAAAGUGACACAGAGGAGAAACUGAAAGCUCAUAGCCAGAGGCUGGUGUCGGUCCAGUCCAUGCUGAGGCAGACGGGGCGGUACCGGACCUUGGACAGGGAUCUGAUGGAGGACAGAAAACUCUUUGAGUACUUCAUUGUGGUGGCCCUCCAUAAAACCAAAGCCGGAGUCCCUUAUCUGCCGGAAGUCACGCAGCAGUUCCCUCUCAAACUUGAACGAAGCUUCAAGUUCAUGCGGGAGACAGAGGACCAGCUGAAGGUCAUCCCUCAGUUCUGCUUCCCCGACGCCAAGGACUGGGCGCCUGUCGACAACUUCCCCAGCGAGACUUUUUCAUUUGUACUGACCGGUGAGGAUGGAAGUCGUCGAUUUGGCUACUGCAGACGAUUACUGCCCAGCGGUAAAGGUCGGAGGCUCCCAGAGGUCUACUGCAUCGUCAGCCGAUUGGGCUGCUUUGACCUCUUUUCGAAGAUCUUGGACGAGGUGGAAAAGAGGAGAGCCAUCUCGCCCGCGCUGGUGCAGCCCUUCAUGAGAGGCAUCAUGGAGGCUCCUUUUCCUGCGCCGGGAAGGACCAUCAGUGUCAAAAACUUCCUCCCUGGCUCUGGGACAGAGGUGAUCGAGCUGUGUCGGCCGUCCGAUUCUCGUCUGGAACAUGUCGACUUUGAGUGUCUCUUCUCCUCGCUGAGUCUGCGCCUGCUCCUGCGAGUGUUUGCCUCCCUGCUUCUCGAGCGCCGGGUUAUCUUUACUGCAGACAAGCUCAGCACCUUGUCACAAUCUUGCCAUGCCGUGGUGGCUCUCCUCUACCCGUUCACGUGGCAGCACACGUAUAUUCCCGUGCUGCCGCCUUCCAUGUUGGAUAUCGUGUGCACCCCGACCCCUUUCAUCGUUGGGCUGCUCUCCAGCUCGCUGCCUCGACUGAAAGAGCUUCCUAUAGAGGAGGUCUUGGUGGUCGACCUCGGCAAUAGCCGCUUCCUACGACAGAUGGACGACGAGGACUCCAUUCUCCCCCAUAAGCUGCAGGCAGCUCUGGAACAUGUACUGGAGAAGAGGAGGGAGCUGGCCUCGGAUAAAGGAGACAGCGACUCCAGCUCCCUCAGCACCGUGGUGUCAGAGGCGUUUGUGCGCUUCUUCGUGGAAAUGGUCGGCCAUUAUUCGCUCUUCAUGGGCGGGUCAGAGCGCGAGGACGAGUCGUCCGUCUCGUCUCCCGCUUCGCCCGGUCCCUCCUCUUCCUCUUCCUGCGCCGCAUCCUUUCAGCGGGAGGCCUUUCGUAAGGCGGUCACCUCCAAAAGUUUGAGGAGGUUCCUGGAGGUGUUCAUGGAAACCCAGAUGUUUACAGGUUUCAUCCAGGAGAGGGAGCUGCGCAGACAGGGCCUCAGAGGCCUGUUUGAGGUGCGAGCACAGGAAUACCUUGACUCACUUCCUGGCAGUGAACAGCGAGGCGUCAACAAGUUCUUAAAAGGCUUAGGAAACAAGAUGAAAUUCCUCUCCAAGAAGUGACGUUAACAAACGUGAUGACAAAAGAAGGAGGGAAGAAAAUAAAAUGAGUAGCUUUCAAAUGAAAGGAAGGACCUUUAAAGUUGAAGAAACUCGUUGCAAGUUGUUUUGAGAACUCUGACCCCCCCGGAUGAGCUUUCUCUGGAAAGCAAAGCACAGUGUAAAUACUUCAGGAACUUUCCGGACAACUCAUACAUUCCAACUAUUUCCUAUAGAAAAUUUUGACACUACUACAACUUCUUCUUCAACAGGAGGCUUCGGGUUAAUUUAUAUUCUUUGUUGUUGUUUUUGUUUUUUUUCUUAAGUAAAUGUAAUCUCCCUUUGUGUGUGUGUGCGCGCGCGCGCGCGUGCGCGUGUGUGUAUAAAGAAACUCCUGUAGCGUGUUCAUCGGCUUUUAUUUAACAAGAUCCAGACUCAUUGGGUGUACGUACCACUGUGUUGAGUAAAUUAACAGAUUUGCAUGUUUAUCACCGGCGUAGGAUUGAGCACCAAACGAAAAGGCAAGAGGGGGAGAAAAUGUGAAGACGAGCAGAAAACGAAUGUGAACGUCUCUCAAGUGUCAAAAGGCUUGGCGGAGGGAUGUGUGAGGCUGACGCGUGUUGAUGUGGUAGGUGAAGCGGUGGCGAUGGGUUUGCGUGAACCUUUGAGAAUGCAACUUUAUCAAUAAAGUUGUGGAUUUGUAUUUGAUGUAUAUAACACUUUCAUUUGGACUGCGGCGUCAUGAUGUUGAAAGCAGGGUACACACACAUGCUGAUCUUUAUUUACACUGUGAACAACACAGGGCAAGGAAUAUAAAAAAAAAUCUAUUUUAAAGUGCCUCCGAUUAACCCCAAAUAAAUUUCUGAUGUUCUCGAAGGA